CCCCUAGAGCCUUCCACUUCCUUCCGGAAAAUUACACCUAGGCCCUUCCAGAGCCAUCCUCUCCCCCUUCACCCCCUCCCUAUAAAUUGCCCUCAACGCCCUCCCUCUCAAACCAUCGGAAACGAAAAAUUAAGCCCACGCCAUUAUUUUAUUCAGCAAAAGUUAAGAUCUCUCGAUCUCAAUCUCAAUGAAGGGUCCGCUGGUCGUUACGUUUGCUCUCAUUUUGGCUCUCAGCCUGGCUUUCCCUGCUGAGGGAUUGAUCCCAUAUGGGAGAAAUUUGUGGGAUUUGAUGGCGCCCGGCGACAGCAUCGACCCCUUUAGGAUUUUGGAGCAGACUCCGCUCACAGUCCCGAAGCCUGUUGAGAAUAUCGCCCUCGCACGUGCCGACUGGAAGGAGACCGCCGAGGGUCACGUGAUCUCGUUGGACGUGCCAGGAGUGAAGAGGGAGGACAUAAAAAUAGAGGUGGAGGACAGCAGGGUCCUGAGGGUCAGCGGGGAGAGAAAAGCUGAGGAGGAGUCCGAGGGCGACAGGUGGCACAGGGCCGAGAGGACUUCGGGGAGGUUCUGGAGGCAGUUCAGGAUGCCGGCGAGCGCGGACGUCGACGGGAUCAGGGCUCACCUGGAGAACGGGGUCCUGAGGAUCACUGUGCCCAAGAUGGCCGAGGUCAAGAGGAAGCAGCCCAGGGUCGUCGACAUCGUGGAGGAGAAAGGCAAGGGUGGGGAUAUCAAGGCGUCCAAGUCUGAUGCGUGAGAGUUUUGUGGUUCGUAGUGAUGCGUGUUGUUGAGGGAAUGCGUUUUUUUUUUGUGUUUUUUUUUUUCGGUUUGUGUUUCGUGUUCGUGUUGCUGUGACUAAGAAACUGUUUUGGUUAGUAGUUUAUUGGAACGAGAAAUAAAUUUCCGAACUUUUACA
Asparagus officinalis (garden asparagus) is the source of this 910-nucleotide messenger RNA. Its product is annotated as 22.7 kDa class IV heat shock protein-like. The coding region runs from base 188 to 751 and encodes 187 amino acids. The record is from RefSeq and is a predicted model, not a curated record. Gene Ontology annotation, biological process: protein complex oligomerization; protein folding; response to heat. The transcript is spliced from 2 exons. NCBI's taxonomy places the organism in Eukaryota, Viridiplantae, Streptophyta, Magnoliopsida, Asparagales, Asparagaceae.